Messenger RNA from Phaedon cochleariae (mustard beetle), 1690 nucleotides. Lineage: Eukaryota; Metazoa; Arthropoda; Insecta; Coleoptera; Chrysomelidae. The record is from the annotation of a GenBank genome assembly.
AUGAGCAAUAAUUUUUAUCAAGUAGUUCCAAUCCGAGAAAGACAAAGUACCAGUGCAACCAAGAUGGAAAAUGGCUCAUCAAGAAGCUACUUUGAGAAGUUCCUAUAUUACCUCAGUUAUAUAACUGUAGAACCAACUCUGGUGUUGUACAUGUUGGCAUUCAUGACCACCUCUGUUAUAGAACAAUCAUUUUAUGUAUACAAAGCUUGCACUGUCAACCAUGGCUACAACAAAACGAUUUGUGAUAAUAUAAAUGACAAACAGUAUGCAAAUUUUACCAAACAAGUUCAGACCACGACCGCCACAUUCCACCUGUGGAACAGCGUAGCCGGCCACUUCUUCCCCAUAAUCCUGGCCCUUUUCAUGGGCGCAUGGUCGGACAGGCGAGGCAGGAAGCUGCCGCUGCUCAUCGGCUUAGGAGGCAAGCUGCUCUUCUCCGCCAUGAUGGUGGUUAACACGCUGAUGACGGAAUGGCCGGUCGAGUACGUGAUUUAUACGGCCACCCUGCCUAGCGCCAUCUCUGGGGCGGACGUGGCGAUAUUCGCGGCCGCGUUCACUUAUCUGGUGGACGUGACGUCGCAGAAAAACAGGACGAUUAGGGUCACUGUUCUGGAGGUAUGUUAUCUGGCUACGAUGCCGAUCGGAGUGGCUCUCGGUUCUUAUCUUUUCAGAAACGUUCUGGAAAAAUCAUACACGUACAUGUUUGUAAUCAACACCCUUCUGAUGGUGAUGGCGUUUUUGUAUACCUUGGCCAGGUUGAAAUGGAGAAGCAAUCCUAGGCAAAGACCGCUCUCAGAAGCUGACAAUAAGUUCUUCGAUUUCUUCGAUUACAAUCACGUGACGAACACAAUCGACACCCUGUUCAAAAAGCGGCCUUCCAACAGAAGGAGUUAUCUGUUGAUAUUGAUAGUUAUGAUGGCCUUGUAUACUUUCCAGAGAGACGAAAGAGAAAUGAUGUUUAUGUAUUGUCAGCUCGCCUUCCAUUGGACCGUAGGGCAGUUCAGUACUUUCAGGACAUUUCAAUCGGCCUUGCAAGACAUAGUACUAUUGGUUGCCAUUCCACUGAUGAGCAAGCUAUUCGGAUGGAGGGACACGAUAAUAAUUAUGAUUGGUGCUGCUGCUCAUACCACUGCCAGAUUAUUUUACAUUGUGGCUGAUGAUAGCUUGAUCUUUUAUAUAGGAGGAGUGUUUGCAUCCUUUGGGCCAAUUGUUGCUCCAGUAAUAAGAUCGAUGGUAUCUAAGAUAGUGUUGACUUCAGAGAAAGGGAAAGCUUUCUCUGUCCUUGCCGUAGCAGAUAACGCAAUUCCUUUAGUAUCAGGAAUCUGUUAUAGCAGUUUGUAUUAUAGUACCUUAAAUAGCUACCAUUCUGCCUUAUUCUAUCUGACAAUGGUAACCCAAAUUGGGGUAUUUUUACUUAUUAUGUAUAUCCAUUUGAAGACGGAUAAAGAGGAAUUUGAUAGGGACAUAAGAGAAAUGGAUGACAUCAGCCCAGAUGAAAAUGACCGGUUUAAUUGAAAAAAAAAAAACAGUUGUGUAAUCUCAGAAGGCUUCUAUUUAGUUUUUUAGUAGCAGGAUAAAAAGACGAAUAGAAAAAACAUGUUCAAUUAAGUUUAAAUACAGAAAGAGGAAGAGAAAAUAUUUUUUGGGUAGUUACCCAAAAGGCUAUCGACCGAAGUCUUUCAGCCUAGUC